This is a messenger RNA of Guillardia theta CCMP2712, 1263 nucleotides long. RefSeq lists its product as hypothetical. The coding region runs from base 1 to 1263 and encodes 420 amino acids. Gene Ontology annotation, cellular component: cytosolic [4Fe-4S] assembly targeting complex. NCBI's taxonomy places the organism in Eukaryota, Cryptophyceae, Pyrenomonadales, Geminigeraceae. The record is from RefSeq and is a predicted model, not a curated record. Gene Ontology annotation, molecular function: protein binding. The transcript has 9 exons. Gene Ontology annotation, biological process: iron-sulfur cluster assembly.
AUGGUGGAUGGACGAUUCUCGCCUGCCAUGUUCACAUUCGGAUACCAAGACAACUUGGGUCCGCAAUUGCAGAACAACUUCUCGAAUGUUCUUUCUCGAUUGAACGACGAUCUCUCCGAGCUUUGUUACAAGAUUUCUUCUCCUGCUCGUCAUGCGCCUGCAGGAGGAAUGAAACCUUACUUGAACGACCCCUUCAUACAUCAGGCUGCCCACCGCCUGCCUUCCAUCCAAGGCAGUACGAGGCAGGAAGGGCUCACGCGCAUGGGUGAAGAGUUAGAUUCCAUGAGUACUCCCGGACGAAGAGACUGGCAGGGGAGGAACGACCUUCGAGAUGUGGCAGGAAGCGAAAGACGACCCGUGCCUCGUCCUCAGGUGGAGGGCUCGUACAAGUUCGAGAGAUGGAUGAACACCAAGGUGGACAAUCUCAUGAAGGACCUGGGGUUCAUCCAGCACCAGCUGCACACACGACGAGGGCAGGGGCAAAUCAUCGACGAGCUCAGGCAGCGGGUAGAGCAACUCGAGGCGAAGACAAAGAAUUCCGGACCAAGUCGGAGGCAGGCAUCGUUCAGCAAUCCUCUCCCUCACAACCACGUCAACGAGAACUUGCCGCCUUUGCGUAAGAGCACGGGAAUUGAGCCGGGGGGGAGGGUAAGGAUAGGCAGGAAACCGAUUCUGCCGACGGUGGAGGAAGGAAACUUGAGAAAAGGUGGAGGCAGCGCGAAGCGAAUCGCCAAACCAACAGCAUGGGGUGACAUGCAGGCGAAUAGAACGAUGAUUGCAAUUCAGUCACAGUGCGAGUCCAUUUUCACCCAACGGCCGGGCUCGAGCCCCGGCACCACCGGAUUCCGAACCGUGACGGUUUGGUCUCUUGCAUGGACAGCCGAUGGGAAGAAGUUAGCGUCAUGCUCCAGUGACAAGACUGCCAUCCUCGAUGACGCCCAUGAUCGCACCAUCCGGUCGGUGGCGUGGAGCCCUGGAGGGGACAAGUUGGCGACUGCGAGCUUCGAUGGCACCUGCGCGAUCUGGGCUCUGAAGGACAAUGAGUACGAGCAGAUCGCAACGUUGCAAGGGCAUGAGAACGAAGUUUGUGGGAGAGGAGGAGGAGACACGCUGCUGACUCUUGCUAAGGUCAAGUGCGUCAGUUGGGACCCGUCGGGCAAGCUCAUCGCCACAUGCAGGCAUGUCGCUCCCGCUCCUCCCGCUCCUUCCUCCCCUCUCUCCUCCUCGACCACUUCCACCUGCUCUUGUACCUCCUGCUCCUGA